Corylus avellana is the source of this 1630-nucleotide messenger RNA. RefSeq names its product UPF0481 protein At3g47200. Lineage: Eukaryota; Viridiplantae; Streptophyta; Magnoliopsida; Fagales; Betulaceae. The record is from RefSeq and is a predicted model, not a curated record.
CUUUUUGUAAUCUUGUUUCAGUGACGUUUCAUCUUCCAAGCUAACCGCUGCGCUCGCCGUUCUCCAAGCAACCGUCCUCAUCCCAAAUACUCCAUGGAGAUGGAGGGAUCCACGAUGCCAGGGUUAUCGAGGCCAUCAAGUGAUGAUUCAUCACCAUCUAUUUGUUACGACAUCGUUUUCCAUAUGCCUAUUGGAGCUGUGGGGGGGGAGGCGGUUCAUUCGAGGUGGUAUAAGAUUACUGUUCAUGCGGGCGGUUCUCAGGAGGUCGACGGUGAGAAGCUGCAGAUGAUCAGUCCAUUUUGGAAAGGAAAUCAUCACCAGGACUACAGUUUUGCAACCCUAGGCUCGGAUUUGUACUGUGUUGGUGGUCAUCGCUGCUAUCGUUCUGUUGCUGAGUACGAUUCUGAUUCGCCUCUACCGUUUGUUCGCAAUGUCUAUAAGUUAGACAUUAACCAUCCUGAUAAUAAUUGGGUUCCUGUUCCUAAAAUGAUUUGUCCCAGACUCCAACCCCACACCUUCGUCAUUGGGGGUAAUAAGCUGUUUGUGUGGGAUGGUCACUAUUGUUGUUUUCCACCUGUCCGCUUGGAAGAUAAUGCCUUUGACGAUGAGGUAUUUAACGAUCCCAUUAUUAAUUAUAGCUCAUCGGAUGAUGAGCUAUUUGACGGUUUCGUUAUGGAUUAUACUUUUCCAACUACGAUCCCGGAUGCUGAGGUAUUUGACCCGAUUCUUAAUGAAUGGGAAGUGUUGCCUGAUCCUCCCGGUAGAAUGCCAUACGACGGCUUUAUUAUUGCAGCUCUUGAGAAUCCAGACAGGAUUCUUGUUGCUUCAUCAUGUUUUCCGGGGGAUAGUGAUCAUAGAUGGGCUGAUUUCUAUACAUAUGACGUGGGGGAUGGUUGUUGGCGAGAGCUUGAGCGUCAUCAGCGCAAGUUACACCGUCAUUGUCCUCUAGGAUGGUGUGGAAAGCCUUUAACGGUAGCCAAUACUUUAUACUGGCUUCUACAUAAUGCUCGCUUGCUUGCCUACGAUCUAGAGUUGGAUGUGUGGUUCUUAGGCAAUCUGAGUGUUCUGGGAAAUUCGUUUUUUAAUGAAGAUGACCCCUCGUUUAUUCCUAGUUUUGUCCAUUUAGACAACCACAGGUUUUGCUUUUUACAACGUGCGUCUGAUUCUUGUCUUCACUGCAGCAUAGUUGAUGUCUCUCGUAAGCUCAAGGAGAGGAGGUUGGAUAUAACGGUUGUUUGCCUCCUUGAAUAUAAGAUGGACCACGCCACUCGCAUAUCGGAUUGCCUUUUACUGGGUAAGCAAAGCAGAAAUGAAGUGCAAAUUAGAGAAGAAGCCAAGCAAGAAUGAAGUACGAGGAGUAAGGAGAUUUAUGAUUGUAGGUUGCUUUCUUAAUCUACUAUAGUCUAGGGUUAGGUAUUCUCUAUUCCAUUCUUAUGCAAGCAUUUUAUUGAGAAGGUCAUGACAUUGUCCAAUGCUCCCGUCGGAAUAUGUUUUAUUUUUUUCCCCCUGCAUGAGAACUAUUUUUCACCCAUGUUUGAUUAAAAGUUAUAUGUUGAGACUCCAUAUAGAAAAUAUUAUCUACAGUAAAAAUUAUUAUCCUGUUUGAAUAAUUAAUGUAAAUAUCCCUACU